AUGUCGACAACAUCGAUAGCUAAUACAAACGAUGAAACUUUGCGUGAAGUAAUCGAAGCAACAGGUCGUUAUCGAUAUCAUAUUAAGUAUGAAGGCGUCAAAAUCAGUCAUAUGCUUCAUGUUCUUGUCGCUCAGCAUCAACUUGGAGCAUCGGAUAAUCGUCUACGAGAAAUUGCUGAUAUAUUAGGCGAAAAGUUGGAACCGGCUCAUACAAAAGAUCCAUCUCAUGAACCGAUCACCCAUGAUACAUGGCAAACUUUAAUGGGUAAACAAAUACGAUUUAUCGAAUUAGCUGAAUUUUUCGAUAAAGAAUUAGAUGAUCGUUUCAAUGGAGAUAAAAAAGCUUUACUUGUCGAAUAUUUACCUCAAUUGAUCGAUGGUAUGAGUGCAAUCGCCACUCAUGGUAUUAUUCAUCUUGGCUAUGCUUUACGAUCUCCAUCGAAACAAUCAAUUGCUGAUGCACUGGCUCUUAUGGUCUUUUCAUACAAAACACUUGGACAUAUGAAUGCUAAUAAACAUCAAAUAAUCGAAGACAAUGAAUCGUCUAUAGAUCCAUAUAUUGGAUGCAAUGAACUUGUUCAACUACUUAAAUUUGUACAAAAGGAUGCUGUUGAUUUAGCUUUGCGUGUAACUGAAGAAAGUGGUGGAAAAAGUUUAUACGGUUAUUUUUCACGUCAUAUGAGUGUGCUUCAUUCACAUCCAGAGAUGCAAGAGAAACUACAAACAUAUGCUCGUCGUAUAACAACUAUCGAACGUGUUCGUGAUAAUCAGUUGAUGGAUUUAUCUCAUGCUCUCUCAGUAGCUUGCCUACUUGCCUAUGAUGGUACAAUAUCUGAGCCUGACAAUUUUUUCCUUCUUCAUGGUGUGACUAGUUCAUGGGCACUUAGAGAAGUUCUUCGCUAUCUCAAAGAUGAGAUCAAUCCAACAUUACUACGAUCAAUACUCUACGCACAUGUAUUAACUAUAUUGGCCGUCUAUAUUAUUGAAGAUAUGCCCGAUAUUACGUUGAGAAAUGGACAAAUGCCAUUAUUCAAUAUACAUUCAGAUGACAACAACAAUAGUGAUUUGCCUAAUUGGUCGGACAUAAUCAAACUUGCCAUCGCUUCGGACGACGAUCAUCUUCCUAAACUUGUGUUCUCAUGCUAUGACGAUGAGGAACAUUACGGUGUACCUAUUCCCAAUAUUUAUCGAUUAACAUCAGCACGUAAAGUUGGUUUACUUGAAUGGAAUUGA
Molecule: messenger RNA, 1233 nt
Organism: Rotaria sordida
Lineage: Eukaryota; Metazoa; Rotifera; Eurotatoria; Philodinida; Philodinidae
Source: the annotation of a GenBank genome assembly